Diachasmimorpha longicaudata is the source of this 785-nucleotide messenger RNA. It is a transcript of the gene Arl6, whose product is annotated as ADP-ribosylation factor-like protein 6. Gene Ontology annotation, cellular component: axoneme; cytoplasm. The transcript is spliced from 3 exons. Gene Ontology annotation, molecular function: GTP binding; GTPase activity. The record is from RefSeq and is a predicted model, not a curated record. The coding region runs from base 128 to 700 and encodes 190 amino acids. Gene Ontology annotation, biological process: intracellular protein transport; protein localization to cilium; vesicle-mediated transport. Lineage: Eukaryota; Metazoa; Arthropoda; Insecta; Hymenoptera; Braconidae.
UUAAAAAAUUUAAUGGACGAGUAAAAAUAGACAAAAACAUUGAUUUUCAAAGUACAAAAGACAGAAAUAAUGCGCAAAAAAUCAAUUUCCAUUUGAACUCCAGUUGUGUGAGAAUUGAAACAUUAACAUGAGAUUGUUCGAUCGUUUAGCGAAUUUAUUAGGAUUAAAGAAAAAAGAAGUUAAUGUGUUAGUUGUUGGACUUAACAACAGUGGUAAGUCAACGGUAAUAAAUCAUUUCAAACGCGAGGACGACCGUUGCAUUGACAUUGUACCCACUGUUGGGUUUAAUGUCGAAAAAUUUGCAUUCAAAAAUGUCCACUUUACAGCAUUCGACAUGUCCGGACACGACCGAUAUCGGUCUCUCUGGGAGCACUACUACAAGGACUGUCAGGGUAUAAUAUUUAUAAUUGAUAGUAGUGAUAAAUUGAGACUAGUCGUGGCUAAAGAGGAGUUGGACAUGCUUCUGCAACAUCCAGAUGUAGCCAGUAGGAAAAUUCCAAUUCUCUUCUUAGCGAAUAAAAUGGAUCUCCCAGACUCCCUCACGACAGUGAAACUCGUGGCUGGUCUUGGUCUCGACAGAAUUCAGAACAAACCCUGGCACAUUCGUGCCACCAACGCAGUCACUGGUGAGGGACUCCAACCAGCAAUUGAAUGGCUGACCGAUCAAAUACGAGACAUUUACAUUAAUAACAAGAGAUAACUAAAUUUUUACUCAAUUUCCUGCAUGUAACAAUCAGAGACAUGCUUCACCUCAUUCUUGACAAAUAAAAAACAAAAGAAAACGA